This is a messenger RNA of Macadamia integrifolia, 1241 nucleotides long. Its product is annotated as nudix hydrolase 16, mitochondrial-like. The transcript is spliced from 4 exons. The record is from RefSeq and is a predicted model, not a curated record. Gene Ontology annotation, cellular component: cytoplasm; nucleus. Gene Ontology annotation, molecular function: pyrophosphatase activity. The coding region runs from base 411 to 968 and encodes 185 amino acids. NCBI's taxonomy places the organism in Eukaryota, Viridiplantae, Streptophyta, Magnoliopsida, Proteales, Proteaceae.
GCCUUUUUGGGUCUCCUUUCUCUUCUCAACUUUAUUGUUCUGACACAAAAGACGAAAAAGAAAGCUUCUUUGAAGAAGCAGAACUUGACCAUUCAAAUCCCUGUAAGAUACAGAUUUGUAGAGAGAGAAAGAGAAACUCAAAAAAAUUGAACCAUGAAUAGAAGAACUCAACUUCAAGGUCAACUACGGUGGCGAUGAAGAUGAACUCAUUUGGCUCCGGUUUCUCGUUCUUAUCCUAAAGGACUUUUUUUGAUUUACUGAAACUUCCAAGUAAAAGAACAGGAGAAGUGUGGGGAACGGCUUGGUUUGACAUUUUAAUGGUGGCGUGAAGGGUUCGAUGAUCACCGCUUUCAUCCACCACCACCACUGCAAGCCUCAUUUUGAACCAUUAAAAGAGGAUUCUUUAGAGCAUGUCUGAUUUGGUGGCCCGCACUGGUCGACAUCAGCAACGGUACGAGGCCGGUUGUCGCCUUGUUGCCGGGUGUAUUCCAUUCAGGUGUAGAGAUUCUGAUGACAGUGGCGAUGGUGAAUCUGAGAAGAUUGUUGAGGUGCUUAUGAUCAACUCAACUAGUGGACCGGGCCUUUUGUUUCCAAAGGGAGGAUGGGAGAAUGAUGAGACUGUUGAGCAAGCAGCUGUACGGGAAGCUUACGAAGAAGCUGGUGUUCGAGGGGAGCUAAUGGAUUUGCUAGGGCAUUACCAUUUCAAAAGCAAAACCCUCCAAGAUGAGUUCAGCCCUGAAGGUUUGUGCAAAGCUGCAAUGUUUGCUUUACUUGUCAAGGAAGAGCUGGAAUUGUGGCCAGAACAGAACACCCGCCAGAGGCAAUGGCUAGUCAUUUCAGAAGCAGUCGAGAGUUGUAGGCAUGCAUGGAUGCGAGAGGCCCUUGAAGAAGGCUUUUCCAAGUGGUAUGCUGACAAGAUGAUGAACAUAGAGGAUCAUACCAUUUCUUCAUAUUCCUCCAUUGACUAGCAUUGAUUUUGUAUUGUGUGGCCACACACACAUGUAUUGGAAUGCUCACAAACAUGCACAUACUUGAAGCUGUUUUUGGGUUUUUAUUUUAUUUUAUUUUAUAUUUUCUUCCAGAAAGUAACUGAACAAUACCUAUGAGGAACCUGUUCCAUUCUGUUUAUUCUUCUAGCAUCUCUUGUUUAUACCCAUGUUCCUGCGGGAUGUGGUACCUCAUGCGAACGAAACCUUUAAAUAUUCAAAAGAAAAAAAAAAAUGAAGAAAUUUAGGAUUUCA